Molecule: messenger RNA, 1661 nt
Organism: Olea europaea var. sylvestris
Lineage: Eukaryota; Viridiplantae; Streptophyta; Magnoliopsida; Lamiales; Oleaceae
Product: pyruvate dehydrogenase E1 component subunit beta-3, chloroplastic-like
Exons: 4
Coding region: 158-1372 (404 amino acids)
Biological process (GO): pyruvate decarboxylation to acetyl-CoA
Molecular function (GO): pyruvate dehydrogenase (acetyl-transferring) activity
Source: RefSeq, a predicted model, not a curated record
ACGACGUUAUCGAAGUCCCAACCAGACUGAACUGAUCAAGCUGUUGAAACAUGUGGUUCAGCUGUCUUUGUAUAAUUUGAUACUACACUGUAUAGAUUUCAUCUAAAACAAAGUGUUUUAUUGCAUUUUGUUAAUUAGGAUUUAGAAAAUUUUCUGAAUGGCGGCGGUCACACAAGGGCUUGGAGCUACAGCGGCUCUUUCAUCAGCCAAUUCCGAGAAAUUUCAGCUCACUACUCGCAGAUCGCUCUCAGGGAGGAAAAGAAGAUUCUUUAUUUUUGAAUCCAAUGGAAAUCCGAGAUCCGGUUUGAAUCGGCAAAUCAACAGAACCAGACAAUUUUUUACUAAUGCAGUAGCAACAAAGCCAGAUAGUGCAGCAGCUUCAACUCUAUCCAAGCAUGGGCAUGAGCUUUUGCUUUUUGAAGCUCUCCGUGAAGGCCUUGAAGAAGAAAUGGACAGAGAUCCUUACGUCUGUGUUAUGGGUGAAGAUGUGGGUCAUUAUGGAGGUUCAUACAAGGUGACCAAAGGGUUGGCAGAUAAGUACGGUGAUCUCAGGGUUCUUGACACUCCCAUUGCUGAAAACUCCUUCACCGGCAUGGCCAUUGGAGCUGCCAUGACUGGCUUGCGUCCCGUUGUUGAGGGAAUGAACAUGGGAUUUCUCCUUCUGGCUUUUAACCAAAUCUCGAACAACUGUGGUAUGCUCCACUACACAUCUGGUGGUCAGUUUAAGAUACCAGUUGUCAUCCGUGGGCCUGGUGGAGUGGGACGACAGCUUGGAGCAGAGCACUCACAACGCCUUGAGUCUUAUUUCCAGUCAAUACCCGGAAUUCAGAUGGUGGCAUGCUCAACCCCAUACAAUGCUAAAGGUUUGAUGAAGGCAGCUAUCAGAAGCGAGAAUCCCGUGAUUCUUUUUGAGCACGUUUUGCUUUACAACCUCAAAGAGAGGAUUCCAGAUGAAGAGUACGUAUUGAAUCUUGAGGAAGCUGAGAUGGUUAGGCCAGGUGAGCACAUCACUAUUUUAACUUACUCCAGAAUGAGGUACCACGUGAUGCAGGCUGCGAAAACUUUGGUCAACAAAGGAUAUGAUCCUGAAGUCAUUGAUAUCAGAUCAUUGAAGCCAUUUGAUCUUUACACCAUUGGGAAUUCUGUGAAGAAAACUCAUCGUGUGGUAAUUGUAGAGGAGUGCAUGCGCACAGGUGGAAUUGGUGCCAGCUUGACGGCUUCGAUUAAUGAAAAUUUCCAUGAUUAUUUGGAUGCCCCAAUUGUAUGUUUGUCUUCACAGGACGUGCCAACUCCAUAUGCUGCAUCACUGGAGGAAUGGACUGUCGUCCAGCCUGCACAAAUUGUAGCUGCGGUUGAACAGCUUUGCCAAUAGUUGGAUUGACAAGUAUGGUGAAGACAGGACAGACUGAUUUUCCAGCAUGUACUAUCGUGAUUCAUGGCCUAUUUUGACGUUACUAUCUACUGUCAAAUUUUUGUUACAAAGUUUAGGUCUCUUGACUUGCACGUAUUAGUUGAGUUGAGAAUUAUUGUUUCUAUGUUGUUUUACUUGACCGUGACAGAAGCUGUGAUUUUGUUCUUCAACCAAAUUUACUUUCGCAUCUGUUGUAACUGAGAACUCUUAUCUUGAUCAUAUUUAAAUAAAGUUUUCUUGUUCAAAUGGA